UUUUACAACACAACAAUAAACACCUACACCUCGUUGAAGAAAGAACCAAGAACAUCACUACUAUCUACAAUGGAGUUGCUCUCAUUCUCAACCCCAACCCCAACCAUCAACCUCCGCCACUUUCUUCCCACCAAACCACCCCAAUCCUUCUCUCUCCACCGUCUACCACCGUCACAACAAACCCUCAAAUGCUCAAUUCAUUCCUCCACACAAACCCUGAUUCAAGACUUCAAACCAAGCUUCAAUCUUUCGGCUUCUUCACCGCAGACACCGGCGACGGCGAUGAGAGGCGCCGAAUCGGACGCCAUGGGGUUGCUAUUAAGAGAAAGGAUUGUGUUCUUGGGGACCCAGAUUGAUGAUUUUGUUGCUGAUGCUAUUGUUAGUCAGUUAUUGUUGUUGGAUGCUCAAGACCCCACCAAAGAUAUCCGGCUUUUUAUUAAUUCUACUGGUGGUUCUUUAAGCGCUUCGAUGGCCAUAUAUGAUAUUCUAAAGCUAUUGCGGGCUGACGUGUCAACAAUCGCACUCGGCAUAUCAGCAUCAACAGCCUCCAUAAUUCUCGGAGGUGGAACUAAAGGCAAACGUUUCGCAAUGCCCAAUACGAGAAUCAUGAUCCACCAACCACUCGGUGGCGCAAGUGGACAGGCAAUAGACGUCGAAAUCCAAGCCCGAGAAAUGAUGCAUAACAAGGAAAACGUAACAAAAAUCAUCGCAGAAUCCACUGGGCGGUCAUACGAACAGGUUCAAAAAGAUAUCGAUAGAGAUCGAUAUAUGUCCCCUAUUGAAGCAGUUGAAUAUGGAAUAAUUGAUGGGGUUAUAGAUGAAGAUUCGAUCAUCCCACUUGAGCCUGUACCGGAUCGGGUUAAACCUACGCUUAGUUAUGAUGCAAUUAGCAAAGAUCCUGAGAAGUUCUUGAAUCCCGACAUACCUGAUGAUGAAAUUUACUAACUGCUUACUGCCUGAAGACGAUUUUUUCGGUUUCGGGUUUUGUUUUGUAGUGGUAAGAAUGUAUUAGUUUUGAGAAUGAAGUGAUGGAACUGGUUAAUCUUUUUUUUUUUUUUUUUUUUUUCUGGCAAAACUGUUGUAUUCUUAAGUCAAUUUGAGACUGUUUUCAUAAUGUGCAAACUCCCAAAUGCUAUUGCAAUCA
Messenger RNA from Helianthus annuus (common sunflower), 1144 nucleotides. RefSeq names its product ATP-dependent Clp protease proteolytic subunit 4, chloroplastic. Bases 70 to 945 code for a protein of 291 amino acids. Lineage: Eukaryota; Viridiplantae; Streptophyta; Magnoliopsida; Asterales; Asteraceae. The record is from RefSeq and is a predicted model, not a curated record. The transcript has 2 exons. Gene Ontology annotation, molecular function: serine-type endopeptidase activity; ATP-dependent peptidase activity; ATPase binding. Gene Ontology annotation, biological process: protein quality control for misfolded or incompletely synthesized proteins. Gene Ontology annotation, cellular component: endopeptidase Clp complex.